AUGUCAAGAUCAGAUUUAGAUGAUUUAGAUGAUCAACUAUACAACAACCAAUUCGACUUUGAUCAAUUUGAUCAAGUUGAUUUGAUGUCUUUAGCCUCCUCAACUUAUCCAACUCAAACAACAACAACAACAGCGACACUAUUAACAAGCGGAACGACAAAAUCAAAUUCUACCGCCACUAAUACUACAACUGCUGCUAAUGCUAAAAAAAAUAAAAAAGUCAAGGAUAAGAAUUCUUCUACCACAAAAGCUACCACAAAUACCAAGGCUAAUAACAAGCAACAACAAGAUGAAGAUACUGCUACUGAAAGCGAAAAUGACAAUAAAAAGUCAUCGUCUCAAAAAAUCACCAAAAAACCUAAAUCUUGGAGCAAAGAAGAAGAUAAAGUGAUUUAUGAAUUAUUAUUUGAGAAUAUUCAAAGACCUUCUCCCAACGAUCUUGUGGAACAACUUCCCGAACGUUCCAAAUCAGCAAUAAGACAUCGAAUUGAUAAUCUUUAUACGAAAUUGCGUAAAUUUCCAGAUUUAGAGGAAGAAGUCGAUUAA
Messenger RNA from Entrophospora candida, 546 nucleotides. Lineage: Eukaryota; Fungi; Glomeromycota; Glomeromycetes; Entrophosporales; Entrophosporaceae. The record is from the annotation of a GenBank genome assembly.